This is a messenger RNA of Ooceraea biroi (clonal raider ant), 2100 nucleotides long. RefSeq names its product transmembrane protein 68. Gene Ontology annotation, molecular function: acyltransferase activity. NCBI's taxonomy places the organism in Eukaryota, Metazoa, Arthropoda, Insecta, Hymenoptera, Formicidae. The record is from RefSeq and is a predicted model, not a curated record. Gene Ontology annotation, cellular component: membrane.
UAUCUGAAUUCAGGAGUAAAAGUAUGUAGAGUUCGUAACUAACAGCCGUGAAGUACGAAUAUCUAGACAGAAUAACGAACGGAAGUACAGUCAGCGCUAGCUACACCACCAUUAUGGCUAUUUCAGGCUGUAAUCCAGUUAGCACUUUCUAUCCUUUAAUUCCUAAAUCCAUGAGUCGAAAGUACUUCUAGAAUUAAAAUGAUAUAUGCCGUAACUGUACUAUUGACAGUUGUGACAGGUAGUUGGCGACAGUUGGCGAGCAAACUCGCAACGGUCGAGGUUGGGUGUCGCAAGUUAUACAUGUAUAAGAUUGGUUAAUUUGAAUUUGGUUUUGCACUCUGUUGAAUCGACUUUAAUUUAGAACGAGGGAAACGACAACGGCCAAUAAUCGUCGUCAUAUUUUAGACUAAACCUGACGCAUGGCUUAAAGCCAAGAGCUAUAUAUAAUUAUCAUCAUCAUCAUCGUUGUGAUAUAUGUGUUGUGUGGAUUAAUUUCCGCAGGAAAUGGCUGUGGAAUUUAAGUAAAUGCUAAACAUGCGGAGUACAUGCGACGUGUCGGAAUCACCGUCCCAGUUAGUAACAGCGAAUAUGUGGCUGCUUCCUGCAGGGACAACAUAAUCAUUUAUUAGCGUCGUUUCCACUUUUACAUUAAUCUAAACAUGUUUUCCUUCGUAUAUGACGUGUGGCCGACAAUAGAGGAUAUCGUAGUCGAAUACAUUGACGUGGACUUUACGUUGUGGCUGUCAUGGCUUCUAAUGCCACUUCUUGUAACAUUUCUGCUCCCGCUUGUGAUUGUGCUGCUGCUAUAUUUAACUUCCCUAAUACUAUACGUCUACAAGUUGCACAGAGUUAGAUUAAGAAAUGCUUAUGGUACUGACUGGCGAAAUGCAGCACGUUAUACAGUCGCAGCUGUCUGGGAUGCACAUGGUUGGAUUUGGCAUGGAUAUGAGGUCGUAGGCUUAGAAAAUAUCCCGCAGGACAAGCCAGUGCUGUUCAUAUACUAUCAUGGAGCUAUCCCGAUUGACUUGUAUUAUUUUAUAUCCAAAAUAUUCCUAUUUAAUUCGAAGCUAGUUCACACAGUGGCGGAUCGAUUUCUCUUCAACUUUCCUGGAUGGUCGAUAAUCUCCGAUGUCAUGAAAGUUAUACCUGGUACCAUUCAAACAUGUUCCGCUAUUUUAAAAGAGGGAAAUAUGCUCGCUAUUUCACCGGGCGGAGUGUACGAAGCACAGUUCAGCGAUUCCUAUUAUCAGCUUAUGUGGCAGAAAAGAAUGGGUUUUGCGAAAGUUGCGCUGGACGCGAAAGUGAGUAUAGUUCCAUUCUUCACAAAAAAUGUCAGAGAAGCGUUCAGAACAGUGAGCUGGGGACAAAGGAUGUGGUUGAGGAUAUACGCUAGGACGAAGUUUCCACUUGCACCUAUUUAUGGUGGCUUCCCCGUAAAGUUGGUAACGUACGUCGGUAAGCCUAUCCAAUGCGAUGGAGAUCUCACACCUGAAGAGUUGCAGCUGAAGGUUGCUGAUGCUCUUCAAAAUUUAAUAAGAAAACAUCAAAGGAUACCAGGCAAUAUAUCAUGGGCGUUAGUAGAAAGAGUACGUAAUAUAGAAAGAUAGAAGGGUAAAGAAUAACCUUCUUUUUGAUGUACUUAAUGAUUAACAAAUGGUGCAGUUCACAGUAUGUCUUAGAAGAUAUUUUGGUAUAAUGGAUUAGUCGGUUUUAGAUGGUAAUACAAAAAGAAUAAAAUAGUAAGAGUUGUUCCAUUUGAUAAGUAUAACCGAUUUUUCUAUAUUUAUAUUUGUUUUAUACUUGUACUUAUAUAUGGUUGAUUAUUAUAAAGAGAUUUAUUUAUAACAUUCAUAGAAAUAUGUAUAUACACAUCUUGGUGCAUUUCUAAACCAACUUGUCAUGAUACAGAUACAGCAUAAAAAUGUGAAAUAAUGUAUUUUUCAAGUGUUAUAUUAAGUAUAAAAGUACAAAUGUGAUCAUUAUAUUACAUGGGUUCCUGCCUUGUUACCUUAUUACCAUGACCUUUAUUUCAUGUAUUUUACUAUAUAUAACUUAUUUUGUACAAAAUAUUACAAUAAAAAGAGAAAUUACAAUAAAUAA